Messenger RNA from Oldenlandia corymbosa var. corymbosa, 3179 nucleotides. The record is from the annotation of a GenBank genome assembly. Lineage: Eukaryota; Viridiplantae; Streptophyta; Magnoliopsida; Gentianales; Rubiaceae.
GGCAUCAGUCUCUUCUUCUCUUCACAGUUAUGAAUUUUGAUGAUGUGGGGAACAGAAAUAAGAGGAGAGGCUGCUGCAGUUUAUUGGUGCUACUACAAUUAUUGUUAUUAUUAAUUACGAGGAUCCAACUGUUCAUCAUAUAUAGAGAGAGCCUAGCUACCCCACCCCCCACAAAAACAUCUCCAAUUCAAUCAAAACCAAAUUGACAUCAAAACCACAAUUUGCUGCACCAAUUUGAAAAUUGUUGUGAGAAAGGAUGAUGCUCCAGCUGACACCCAAUCCUUAAAAGAAUAAUAAUACUAGUAAAACCACUUCACUUUUACCGCAAAUUCCUAGAAACUAGAGAACAAUCAAAAAGUUUGUAUAUCUUCCAGAAGGAAAAAGGAAGGACAAAUAGAAUCAGCAGCUUCUUCCUUUUCUUAUAUUCAAAUUUCCAGAUUUUCAGACACGCCCCUAAAAUCCUCCUCCUCUGCCCAAUCCCAUGCCAAUAUGGCAUUAUGGGGUAGUCUCCGCCAAUCGACAUGGGCUGUUUCCAGUUUAAUCCUCCUGAAUUUAUGGGCCGUCUGCAACGCCGAUCCCCGGAUCACCCAAGCCGGCCUAUUCUGCGGCCAAAACAGGACACGAGACACCACCGCUUUCUUCCCUCUGUUCACCCGAGAUAUGGAGAUCAUAUCCACCCAAUUAACCAACAACAACAGUGACACCAACAACUGGGGCCACAACGGAAUCAUCAACGGAACCAACGGAAAAGGAAACAUGUCGUUUUUCGCUUUAGCCCAAUGCUACGGCGACCUCAUCCACACCGACUGCCUCCUCUGUUUCGCCGCCAGCAGGACAAAGCUCCCCAGUUGUCUCCCUUCCUUGUCGGCCCGAAUCUACCUCGACGGAUGCUUCCUCCGCUACGACGAUUACAACUUCUUCAACGAAAGUAUAGACCCGAACCAGGACCGGCUCAACUGUAGCAGCUCCGUCGGCGUCACGGCGAGCGACGACGAAGCUCGGAGUUUGAACCAGAGUGUGAAAAUGUUGGUCGGAAAUCUGAGCUCCGCGGCGGUGAUGAAUGGAGGGUAUUUUGCGGCCAAGGAAAUGAAUGGAUUGUAUGGAUUGGCGCAGUGUUGGAACAGUUUGAGCAGAGAAGGGUGUAAGGCGUGUUUGGAUGAGGCCAGUAAAAAUGUUCAGAGUUGUGCUCCCAGUAGAGAAGGCAGGGCUUUGAAUACUGGGUGUUAUUUGAGGUAUUCUACCCGGAAAUUCUACAAUGAUGGCUCUCCCACUACCACUUCUGGAGCCUCCAGAACUGGGAAAACGGUAGCCAUAGCCUCAUCUGUGGCCGUAUUCGUUAUGCUUGUUGCAUUUGCUGCCUAUGCUUUUCGUUCAAGAUUAAAGAAAAAGGAACAAGAAAGGAAGAAUUUAGGUCGAAUUUCAAGCUUGUACAAUAAGUCUAAUUUGAACUACAAGUACGAAACCUUAGAAAAGGCCACAAAUUAUUUUGAUCCCAAGACGAAACUGGGCCAAGGAGGGGCUGGUUCCGUAUACAAAGGAACUCUUCCAGAUGGGAAAGUUGUUGCGGUUAAGAGAUUGUUUUUUAGCACAAGGCAAUGGGUGGAUGAGUUCUUUAAUGAGGUGAAUUUAAUCAGCGGAAUUGAGCACAAGAAUCUCGUGAAGCUUUUGGGUUGCAGCAUUGAAGGCCCUGAGAGCCUCUUGGUUUAUGAGUUUGUCCCCAACAAGAGCCUGGAACAGUAUCUCUUUGAUAAGGACAAGAUUAAGAUUCUGAGUUGGAAAGAGAGGUAUCAAAUCAUCGUGGGAACCGCAGAGGGGAUUGCAUUUCUGCAUGGUGGAACACAGAGCAGAAUAAUCCACAGGGAUAUCAAGAGCAGCAAUGUGCUUCUUGAUCAAAAUCUCUCUCCCAAAAUCGCGGAUUUUGGUUUGGCCCGGCAUUUUGCAGACGAUAAAACUCACCUGAGUACCGGCAUUGCAGGAACACUGUAAGACAAAAUGCAUCUUUCUAUGGAUUUCAGAAUUGUUCUAUAGUUAGGUUCAAUUCCCUGAGAUUAAUGGUGCUUUAACUAAGUAUUCUCUUAUCGCAGAGGUUACAUGGCUCCUGAAUACCUUGUCAAAGGACAACUAACGGAGAAAGCAGAUGCAUAUAGUUAUGGAGUUCUAGUUCUCGAAAUCGUGUGUGGUAGAAAGAACAAUGCUUUCGUUCAAGACUCGGGCUCGCUCCUACAAUCUGUAAGCUUAAUCAUUGAAAUCUGUUAAUUUCCUGAUCAACAAUUAUUAGGCUCUGCAAUAUUAGUUGCCCUUUUGAGAAUGCAAUUCAAAAUUUUGUAUUGUGUCUUCUGUUCUAGGUUUGGAAGCAGUACAAAAUGAAUCAGGUUUGGGAAUCAGUUGACCCUUGUCUGAAAGGCGAUUUUCCAGCAGAAGAAGCACACAGCGUGCUGAAAAUCGGCCUUUUAUGCACUCAAGCAUCGGCUUCUUUGAGACCAUCGAUGGAUGAAGUCGUCCAAAUGCUGACAGAUCCAAACCAUGAAAUCCCUGAACCAAAUCAACCCCCAUUUGUGAAUGCGAGUGUAUUAGCAGCCAAUUCCAGUAGUAGUGCCGGGUCUUACAGCAGCACAAGCAGUUUGCUGCGGAAUGCAUUCAACAAGCUUGAGAUGUCUUAUUCUACUUCCACAGAAGGGUCAUCUAGCUUGCAGUACAGCUCAAGUGGACCAACAAAAAGUGAAGACAUUAGGAGAAGUACUGAUCCCGGGAAGCAAGCGUUGUGGUGAGGCAUUAAUAUUGGUAGAGAAUUGUAACCUCGAGACUCCAUUUGUAACCCGAAAAGCAAUAGUGAGAAGCCGUUUUUUAUACUUGUAGCAACAAGGUCCGAGUAGGUUAUACCAAUUUUUUUUUUUUCUGGGUUUAUUUUUUGUGUGUAAUAAUCUAUGUAUAGAUUGGGAAAAGUGUUUUUAGUUUUUGCUUUUGGAAUUUUAUGAGGGUUUUAGGUGGAAAGGAAAUACAAGUAGAAGAUUUUGUACACAAUUAAUGAGUGAUUUACAGGGUUCUGAAGAAGGAUUAGGAAAUUAGUCCUAAGAUAUAGGAAUUAAAAAAAAAUAAUCUCAUUUGUGAUUUUUUUUUUGUGACACUCUGUGUAACAUAAUUUAAUUACUUCUUAUAAAUUAUAUCAUUUAUGUUGAUAC